Drosophila miranda is the source of this 4174-nucleotide messenger RNA. Its product is annotated as dual specificity protein phosphatase CDC14B. Gene Ontology annotation, cellular component: mitotic spindle; spindle pole; kinociliary basal body. Gene Ontology annotation, molecular function: protein serine/threonine phosphatase activity; protein tyrosine/serine/threonine phosphatase activity. The transcript has 8 exons. Gene Ontology annotation, biological process: regulation of exit from mitosis; microtubule cytoskeleton organization; positive regulation of cytokinesis. The coding region runs from base 583 to 3765 and encodes 1060 amino acids. The record is from RefSeq and is a predicted model, not a curated record. NCBI's taxonomy places the organism in Eukaryota, Metazoa, Arthropoda, Insecta, Diptera, Drosophilidae.
GAGAAGAGCGGGACCGCAACGACCAAGUGGGGGAGAUUGAGAGCACGAAAAAGCGCCAACGCUGCAAUGUAAUUUUCAGUUUACUUUUGUUUUGGAGCUCUCUCGAGCAGCAGUUGAUAAAUUUUCGUUGGAUCCCGUGCGCUCCAUUUUCACCGUGCGCUGCCGUGUUCGUUACGAUAUUUGAAAAAUAGAAAACAGAAUUAAACUAAAGCUUGCUUUGAGAAUGUUGUUGAAUGGAAAUCGCACAUAUAUUUCCUAAUGUCAAAUUUCCGUUGAUAAAUUUUCAGUUUUAAAUAGAAAAUACACCAAAAAAAAAGUACGAUUUCCCCAAAAUUAAGUGUUAUGUUGUGUGGAGUGUGGUGUGGCUGCUGCUCCAAUACAGAUCCUGUGCAUAUCCAUACAUAGCCGUUGCGGGAAGCUAAUAACAGUUUGGGGUUACGACUAAGAGAUACCACCCAUCUACUGAUAGACUGCGAGGAAUACAGUCGCCAAGCAGCAGUCGUUGGUGUUGUCUCCGUGCCCCCUUAGACGUAGCCGUAGCCGUAGCCGUGUCCGAUUCCGAGUCCGAGCCCCAUAUCCGCUAUGAUGCUGGACGAUGACAACUCAGAUCUCUUGGUCUGUGCAUCCGAAAUGAUGAAAGACCGUUUGUAUUUUGUGGCGUUCAAGAAGAACAUCAAGCCCAAGAAUACCGUCAACACGCACUACUUCAGCAUCGAUGAGGAGUUCAUCUACGAGAACUUUUACAGCGAUUUUGGUCCCCUCAAUAUCUGCAUGCUGUAUCGAUACUGCAUGAAGCUCAACACGAAGCUGAGUGCCAAGUGCCAUGCCAACAGAAAGAUUGUCCACUACACCUCCAUGAAUCCGGCCAAGCGGCUCAAUGCGGCAUAUCUGAUCGGUUCGUAUGCCAUUAUCUACCUGAAUAAGACGCCUCUGGAGGCCUAUAGGCCUCUGGUGUCUGGCGAAAUACCCGCCUAUACGCGCUUCUGCGAUGCCAGCUAUGGUCCCAGCAGUUUCAAGAUCUCCCUGCUGGAUUGCCUGAAUGCCGUGCACAAGGGCCUGCAGGCGGGCUUCUUCAAUUUCGAUGACUUUGAUGCCGAGGAGUACGAGUACUUUGAGCGCGUGGAAAACGGCGACUUCAAUUGGAUUGUCCCCCAGAAGUUUAUUGCCUUUUGUGGGCCACAUCAGAAGAGCAAGACCCUGCCCAAUGGGUAUCCGUGCCAUGCACCGGAGCGAUACUUUUCCUACUUUCGGGAGAACCAUGUGACCACCGUUAUUCGACUGAAUGCGAAGGUCUACCAUGCCUCCUCGUUUGAAAAUGCCGGCUUCGAUCACAAGGAUCUGUUCUUCAUCGAUGGAAGCACACCAAGCGAUGCCAUCAUGAAGAAGUUCCUCUCCAUCUGUGAGACCACAAAGGGUGCCAUAGCCGUGCAUUGCAAGGCGGGACUAGGUCGCACGGGCAGCCUCAUUGGAGCGUAUAUGAUGAAGCAUUAUGGUUUUACCGCACUAGAGGCCAUUGCCUGGCUAAGGCUGUGCCGCCCGGGUUCCGUGAUUGGCCAUCAGCAGCAGUGGAUGGAGGACAAACAAAGCUGGUUGUGGUCCGAGGGCGAACGUAUGCGCCGUCGCACUGGUGUUCCCAUGCUACGGCACACGUAUGGCAUCUACAGCCUGGAGCUGAAGACCAAACUGACGGAAGCCUCCGCCGCCUCGAAUCCCCCCGUGGAUCUGCUGAUGAAUCGAGUCAAGGGGAUUUCCCAGCGUGUGGACACAAUGCAUCUGAAUGACCAGGACACAGCCCUGGAUUCGGGUGCCGACCAGACGGACGAAGAGAUCUCCGAGCAGCGGCGCCUAGAGCGGAACGAACGAGCGCUGUACCAGCGCUGCACCACGGAAGAUCCCAAUUGCAAUGGCAGCGACAAUGACACGGAUACGGCCAGCGCACCGGCCGAAGCCCCACCGCUGGCCGCCACCUACACAAUGUCAACGCGACGCCGCAAGUCCCCGUCGGCAGCCAACAAACCCACAGUGAUUGCCAACUCCCUGAGGCGCCUGGUCAAUCCGGUGGCCACCCAUCGUAGUGUGCACAGCGCCACCCCACUGAUGACAACUCCGGGUAUUGUUUAUGCCACGCCCGACGUCACCACCUGCACUGAGAAGAAGCUGCGGAAGCCCAGUGGCAAUGUAUUCGAUGCGGCCCGCCAUACCAUCGCAUCGACGGUGCGGAUGACGCAGACGGCGCUGGAGAAGAAACAGGCCCAGACGCAGGGCGACAAACUGAAUCAGAUCAAGGCGCUGCGGCGGCACCAUUCGCGCUCCGUAAAUGUUAACAGCAACAACGAGCUGGACUCGAAUCUGAAGCAUACGCGAGCCCGUUCUCAGCCCUUCCGGAACAACAACAAUGGGGUGACGGCGAGAUGUGCAACGCAGACCACGCCCUCCCUGCUGCAAGGGACAGUGCCGGGAGUGUCGGCGGCAGCGGUUGCUUUGGCCAACAAUCUGAACAAUAACAACAGCAAUAGUACCCUCUCUCACAGCAGUACUCUAAACCCAUCCCUGAAUAACCAGAAUUAUAAUCAGAACAAAAACAACAAUGAUGGCACCACUAACAAUCUCCUGCCCGGCAGUCGCACCCGCAGCCUGGCGAUCUACAGCAAGAGAAUGGAAUUGAAACACCUGCGCAAGGCGGAACAGCAGGAGCAGCCGGUAUCCACUACAACGAACAGCGUCAAGCCGCCACCGUAUGCCACCAUCAACGAGAGCAAGAUCCCUGUGGUGAUGAUGAGCAGUGCUGCCGCUGGCAGCUCGGCCACCAUUCCCCCCACGCGCGGCAGUGCCGCCCGCACCUCGCACCACCAUAUGACUCUGCGCGGUCGCUCGCGAAUCCGCUAUCAGCGUCCAGCGGCCGGAGAGUCCGCGCCUGCGGCCGCUCAGGCCCAGCCCUGUACGGUGGCGACGGCACGCUACUAUCGCGAUGUGUCCGCCAUACCCACCGCCAUGUCGUCGUUGAUUGCUUUGGGAACUAGUUCUUCCAACUCUGCUUCCACUUGUACUACUUCUACUGCUGGUUCUGGUUGCUAUAAUAUAGCCACACGAUCCUCCUCCGCUACGCUCGAUCUGAACUCGAAUCCAUUGCCAGCGGCCACACAAGGCACUGGAAGUGGGACUGGGGCUGGGGCCAAGUCCAAGCUAUCCAACAACACGAACAACAACCUCAACAACAACUGCAAUUUGAGUAAUGCCCAUUCUUCUGUUUCUCCUCCACCCAACCACAACCACAACCACCACCUCCCAUCAUCCUCUCCAGACACAGGCCGUCUUAGUGGGCGCGGCAGUGCCGAACUGGAGGCAAUCAUCGAGCACGUGGGAGCGAGGCGGAACAAGCGAUCUCUGAGCUCCACGCGCCUGGACAAGGACAAGUGCGACGAAUACAACACGAAGCUACUGCGGAAGACGAGCAUCGUAGCAGCGGCCGCCGUAGCAGCAGCAGCCUCCGCACCCACUCCUGCCAUCCACAAUCCGAACAACAACAACCAUAACGGAGGCAGCAGCAAAUACAGCAGCAACAGUGGCACACCCACAACACCCAGCACUGGAGGUAGCUUCAAGUUGUCGCGUCGGGUGUUUGGUGAAUCGGGUUCCUCGGCAUCGACAUCGGCCUCCAACUCGGGCAUACCCACGCCAACGGCACCGGCACCGUGCCGGGAGCGAGAGCGCCAACAGCAGGAGCAGCAACAGUCGCUGAAGCUGCGCAAGAAGAUCAGCUACUAAGCAGGAGAAGAUUCCCUGUCCUUCCUUGUUGCCUUUAGUUUUACAAACAUACAACAUAAUCCUUUGUUAAAUAGUGAGAAAUUAAACUUUUGGGAAUCUAUAGAUAAUGUCGGAAUCCGAAUCCCCUCUCCAAAUAGAAAGAGUUUCCCCCGCUUUAAAUCAUAUAUUGCCUUUGCAAUUCUUGUACAAAGUUAACGAAUCAUUAAAAUCAAUUUAAACUUCUUGAUGUUUUAUCACACACGAACCUAAAUCCUUUUAGAUUGUAUUAACGAACGAAAUUUAUGUGCAUUAUUCAGACUCGUUUAGAGUGUAAAUAUGAUACAAGUUUAUUUAGUUGUAAGGACCACUAUAUAUAUAGCAAAAAUAAAAAUGUUAAUAAUAUAAUAUACUUAUACUUUGGGAACGUCUA